GCAUGGUAGAAACGAACAUGGACUUUUAGGAUGGAACAACGCAUCCAACAACAGCAACUACUACCACAUGUUAAAUAAUGUUGUUCUUUUCUUUGCGUUAAAUGUCUCUGUCUCAACAUUAACAAGUUUCAGUAAGUCGCACUAAGUCACUAACAAGAAAAUCCAUCGUUGCAGCAAUCAACUCAAUCGGCUACAACUCUUGUUCAAAAAUGUCCUCCGUUUCCUGUGAGAUAGACAGUAGCGUCUCUUCUGGCGGAGACGACGCGACCCCCACACCAAUGGAUAUAGACGGAGAGGAUGCUUUUAUUACGGCUAGCUUGAUAUCACUAUCCCAUGUAGUUCUUGUGGACUAUCAUGUGCUGGACUAACUAUGCUGAAGAGUGGAUUCCCCUCACUAUCUCAUGUGGACUAACUAUGCUGAGUGGAUCGAUUCCCCUCAGAAGGCAAGGGAAAAGAAAGCAACUCACUCAGCCACGUGAUUGACUAGCGUUAAUUUCAGCGUGGAAGAGAAUUCCUCUGAGGGUGUCGAACAGCUCACGCCCUACGUGCCGCCUACCGCACGUUCCCGCGUGAACACUGAGGAGCCAGCAGUCAACACUGGUGGUGGUGCUGGUGCCAGUGUUGGCGGGGGAAUGGCCGUAGUUAUGUUGUGGUUGUCGUCUAGUACAUUGCACUUAGUCAUGUAUUCCUGAAACCUACACGGCUUGAGAAUAGUGUGCAGUUUUUACGAAAUUAGUAGCUGGUUAAUUACCUUCUAAGAUGUACAGCCGAAUUGCAUCCACGACAAGCCCAAACCGAGGACGGGAAUCGAUAACCAGCAUUAUGCUACGAAGAGCGUCCGAGUUUGCUCUCGCAGGUGUACCAAGAACAAGCUACGGUGGUACUCCGAUUCUGACUCCUCAGCAGAGGCGUGAACGAGAGUUGCUUUCCCGUGUGCUGUUCUCAGAUGACCUUUUUUCCACUUGUAUCGCACCCUUUCUGGAUUUGAGAGAGUGGCAACCCUUGUUACUUACCUGCCGCGAGGCUGCGCGCGUGCUAACGACCGGCGACGGGCGCGCCGUGGGGUCAACAUUGGUCCUCAAAGCAAAGAAAAUACAUGCGGUUGGAGGGGCAAAUCUUAUGUGCAAGAGACAGUACGAGUACUAUGAUCUUCAACAGGAUAUCGAUAUGGAUGGACACGGGGGAUCGUGCCCUUGGUUAAUUCUAGUCCUAAUCCUAGGCAAAGCAAAAGGAAAUAGAGCGUGCCUUUGCCUAUUCAUCUUGUUCCACUAAUCCACCAGCAGUGAACUCGAGCAAACGACCACGUUACAAAGUUCAGCGGCCUUUCUUUGUAGGGGUUGCACAACUGCGAGUACUUUCUGUAGAGGUAGAGGAAUUUGAAAGGGUUUUGCCGAGACGAGAUAUGAGUGCUCUUUUGGAUUUAUGAAGAGAUUUACUGCUGGUCUUGUUUUUAUUUUUAUGCUGCUAAGAGGACUAGUUUUCUCCUACAAAAAGAAAGGUGAUUGAAUGGGAAAACACAAAACUUUUAUGGCGAUAACACUGAUUGAUACUGAAACGAGUUGAUCAAGCACCACCUUCCUCAUCCUCUAAUCACUGCCCUCUUGCCAUUUUUUAUGCCCUCCGGAGCAUUGGAAAAGCUGGUUGAGUUUUCUCUACCCCACUACGCCAAUGUUGGGUUCAUGCUACCACCACCAGUAGAACAUAACGGAAUUACAGCCGUUUUGCCAAGAGCUGCGAUGACGAAAAAGUGGACACGAAGCAAUGGGCAGGAAGUGCCGUUUGGUAUAUUACCUCUGCAAUUUAUUUUCCGCGAGAAAUACUAGGAUCAUGGUUGUGAGUGAAUUUCGAAAUUCAGAACUGGAUUUUUAGCAUGAGGACGAAUGCUUCACCUGUCUUCGAAAGGUCCAGCGGAAGCUCCUCAGCGAAAAACGACCCAGCUUGCGCGAGGCUUGCGGAGUUUGACAGUGCUUGAAGUCUUGGAAAUUCCGGUUGCAGUCGCGCUUGCCCGAGUUGGGGUUCCGCGUUUAACUUCAUGCCGCUUACGAAGAUUCCUGAUAUUCGGCAAGCUGGAAUUGAGCCGCAUCAAUCGAGGAUGUCUUGCUUUUCAGCUGGCGGUUCAAAACAAGAUCCAAGACUUUGGGUGCAGGAUUGGCCCAAUACCAACGGGGGCUGCGCGCAAAGCCGUACUUAAGGGUAGAAGUUUAUCUUCACCUUAGCUUCCCAUGUAGAAGUUUAUACCGCGUGUGGCGUGAAAUCCCCCUUUUUGAUCUGAAGGGGAAAAUAAUAAAGGGGGAAAAGGGCAACUCACUCGGGCAGGGAUAGUGAAAAACUACCGCUAACGUACGUGCCGAUACAGUGGCGUUCGUCUACAAGAAUGGGAAGGAAAAACUAGAAGAAGUAAGAGCAACAGCUAACGGAGCCGGCUUACAACUCCAGUCCUCUGAGCAAGUCUUGGGUGCUGGAAUGAGUUCAUCCAGUUUAUUUGCAAAGAAUAAAAAUACUACUGGUUCUACUACAUCUACAGCUGCUACAACAUCUGCUCUAGUGGAGCCAGACGACCUCGUGACGGAACAAGUACAGGAGUUUUUCCAGAACAUAUUAGCGAACCUGCAUCGUCUUCGGCUCUAUUGUGCAGCUCGAUAUUGUACUGGUGGCGCUCUGUGGGCCGAAUUGUGGAAACCGAAUCGUCCUCAGUUGAAGGAGCUCAUUUUCGGAGAUCCUAAUUCUGUUAUGGCGGUCACGGUAGAAGAUCUUGUACUCAGUUUCAAAGUACUCUGGAGAGGAUCAAGAGCUAGUUGUCCUAGUAACAGUAAGGCUUCAGGAAUCUUUAUUUAUUAGUCUCAGGCAAGGCUCAUCAACAUGCUCAGAGCCAAAUAACCGUUUCCUCUAACAUUCAAGAUUACUUCCCACUCGAACCGGUCCUGAGUUUUCCGAUCCCCCACAGCGUCAAGACGUUGCGGAUCCAUAGUGUAGAUUUCUCAAAGGCCGAUCCAGCAAAAAUUACUGCAUUUUUUGCUCCAGAGGAACUACAAGUUGACGAUAAGAAUAAAGGUAUCAUCUUCAACACUAUGACAGAAAAAAGUGUACUCAUAGUACUCAAGAAAAGAGGCACUUUCUAAAUAGGAAUAAGUGCCUACUUUCUUGAGGAUGACGAGUACACUUUUUCGUUUCAUAAACACCGGCGCAACAGCGGCAGCGUCGAGUGUCAUCAAGCGUGUGCCAGCGAUGUUGAUGUCUGCGAAAAGGGUGCUGGAACAUCAGGCAGCGGGAAGGAAAGGAAGUUCAACAGUGGAUACUCUUUCCCUUUCCGGGAGUUAUUCUACUACAGGGGUGCCGUCAUCUUCAACUUGUUCUUCAAGGACGACAUCACUUUCCAGUCUUCAACUCGGUCAGCCAGGACCUGCUCAGCCCAACAGCACGACGAGUUCCUCAACACUAGGCCAAGAUGAACCUCGUCCGACAACUACAACAUCAAUCUCAACAACUGAUAUCAAUGUCAAUGUGAAUUGCGCACAUCAAGAUGAAGUACAAGCUGCACCUCCUACUUCGACUAGCACAACAACAUCUUCUUCAUCAACGAUUGUCAUUCAGAAUGGCUCUUUUGCAACGGCCACAUCAACUUCUUCUAGUAGUGGAACUACAUCUACUGUUCCUACUUCUACUUCUACGCCUCCUCCAUCAUCUCCCGCACCAACCUCCGGACCCUUGGCGAAUGUCACUUACCUUGACCUGGAGACUGAAAAUCGCUUUGGCUCAGUCAAUGUUGGCGUGUUGUAUGGAAUGCUGAGCGCAACCUCAGUUUUGCCAUCAUUGGACCCAAGCUGCCGACAAAGUUUAAUUUAUGCUUUUCAUUUCACACACGACGGUUAGCUUUCACCUCUAUGCUUUUUAGGCUUACCCCUCUAAACAACAUGAUAUCUUAGAAAAAAACAGCCCCUGGUGAUGGUGUCUCCUCUACUACAAGGUGAUUGAGUUACUUAUCAUUAUAUAUAGAUAUUAUAUUUAUAAUUUUGAUUUUCUAUUCAUCACCUAAGCUCCGCAUCUUUCACUUUCUCCCCCAUCUUCUAAUUUUGCCGAUACUUCGAAACCGCAGCUAGGACGAAGAAUACGACCAAUGCAGGCGAAAGUAGCUCUGAUGAGGCGUCGGAUGACGAGGAUGACGAACAAAGUGACAGCGAAUAAGUGUGAGUCUUCAAAAAUCCAGUUUUUUGUAGCAUCGAAUCCAGUUAAAGUUGAUUUCGUUUUUACGUUUUUCUUUUUCAUUUGCUUGAUGUAGAAGAUGGUGGUGGCCUUGAUCAUGGUAGUUGGCCAGUAUGAAGUUAUUUUCUUAUGAGUAUCAAGUUACUUUUAAUGUUGGAAAUUAUACUUUCUGCACAGGGCUGUCGCAUUUACCGCUAAGAGUAAUUGCAGCCAAUUAUUUAGAUGAGUUACGGGCAUCAAUUGAAUCAAAUUAGUACUCUUCCAAAUCCAAUUGUAAAGUGAGAAUCUCUCUUCUUGUUCUUCAGUGGAACAGGAUAAUCUAACCUAUUAGACAGCAGACCGGCUAGACGAAAUCGAUACAGACAGACUUUCUACCAUCAUAAAACUUAAUAAAGCUCGUAUGUACAGUUGACUAAGUCACAAGUAGAGGGAAGUGGAAUUACUGGAGAUUGAGUGCGUCCCGUUUUUGGAAUUUUGAAAGACCUUGAUGAACUGUGAAGCUAGAUACAAGGACAACCAUCGUCCCUUUAUCGAGACAAAAAUGGCAAUGCAUUCAUGAUCAAAAUUAAUACUAGUACUUUUCGAAUGCAAAACCUUCUCCUUAAACAUCUCCUCGAUGACGCUGCUGCGAUGGCUGAGUUAUUGUCUAGUAUGUGGACGCAUCGCUUAGAUUAGCG
Molecule: messenger RNA, 4877 nt
Organism: Amoebophrya sp. A25
Lineage: Eukaryota; Dinophyceae; Syndiniales; Amoebophryaceae
Source: the annotation of a GenBank genome assembly